UUAACCAUGGCUCUCCAACAGUUUGUGUGCUGCUUCACUGUGGUGAUCGUUUUCUUCUGCAAAGGUUGUCACUCACAGCAGCCCACAUGUGGCAGAAGUGCUGUGAACAGCAGCAGCAUCACAGGAGUUCGUGACGCUGCACCAGGAAGUUGGCCCUGGUUCGCUGCUGUAAACACUUAUUCUGCAGGGUCUCUGAUCACCGACCAGUGGGUGCUGACAGUUGCAUCCUCCGUACCAACGGAUUACAGUAGCAUGGUGGUCUUGCUGGGCAGCAACAGGGUGUUAGAUCCAGACCCAAAUAAAGUGAGGCUGAACGUGAUAAACGCCACCUGCCAUCCCGGAUUCAACUCGUCGACUCGUGAGAACAAUAUUUGUCUUCUGAAGCUGUCGGCUCCUGUGAAUUUCACAGACUACAUUCAGCCGAUCUGCUUGGCCUCAGAAAACAGCACUUUCAACAAUGAGACCAGCAGCUGGGCCAUCGGCUUUGGUGACAUUGAGGCAUUGAGAUAUAACCUGCAGGAGGCAAAAGUAUCAGUAGUGGGAAACGAUGUGUGCAAAGCCAGAUUUCCAUGGAUCCCAGACAGCAUCAUCUGUACUAGAGAGACGAAUUCAUGUUGGGAUAAACUUGGAGCGCCACUCAUGACUCAGAGUAAAUCAGUCUGGCUCCAGAGUGGAGUUUUCACAGUGCCUGGAUGUACUGCAUCUCCUUCAGUCUACACUCCUGUGUCUCAGUACCAGAAAUGGAUCAGCGACACAGUUACAGGGACACCACCAGGCUUUGUUACCUUCACCUCCCCACACAGUUCAUUACAAACCACUGCUCCUCCUACUGCCCCUCCCACUUCUCCGACAUGUGUGGGUGUGUUUUGCAGUGGGGAAAACCUGAUCCACUUCACUCACUUCUCCUCUCUGUGUGUUCUUGUUGUGUUGCUCCAUGUGUUUGCUGGAACUUUUGGAAACUAGAUCAACACAUUUACUCAAGUUUAAUACAAACAUGAAGAACAUGUCUUAACCAGGUAGAAGAGCUUUGCAAUAGCAUAAAGACAUCAUCCUGCCCCUCAGAUGGAGUCCCAACCCAUUUUCUAAAAAAGAUUAUUAAGGUAGUCAGUCCUGACAUUUUAACUAUUUUUAAUAGCAGUCUCAGCUCUGGAGUAGAACCAACUGGAUACAAGCACGCUGUAGUGCAGCCAGUACUUGAUUAUUCUGUUCUUGUUCAUUUUAGACCUGUCUCCAAGCUACCAUUUCUGUCAAAAAAUUCUAGGAAGGAUUGUAUUUGAGCAUCUGCAAUCCUUUCUAAACAGUCAUAAUAUUUUUGAGAAGUUCCAGUCGGGCUUCAAAACCCACCACAGCACAGAAACUGCCCUCUUAAAAAUGCUUAAUGAUAUUUUAUUAAUCACUGACUCAGGAGACCCAGCUGUGCUCCUGCUCCUAGACUUAACUGCAGCCUUUGAUACUGUUGACCACAGCAUUCUGAUCUCCCGUUUAGCGCAAUGUGGUAUCAAAGGUAUCCCCUUGGAAUGGUUUAGGUCGUACCUCUCCAAGAGGACUUUUUCCGUGAGCCUUGAUGAUUUUAUUUCUUCCCCAGCUCUUUUUACUUGUGGUGUCCCGCAGGGAUCCGUAUUAGGCCCAAUUCUUUUUUCAAUCUAUAUGUUGCCCCUAGGCCUAAUCUUUAGGAAGCAUAACAUCUGCUUUCACUCAUAUGCCGAUAACACCCAGAUUUAUCUUCGGUUUAAUAAAAACACCUCUACGCCCAUGGAAUCGUUAGUCAAAUGUCCCGACGAAGUUAAAACCUGGAUGGCCUCAAAUUUUCUUGCCUUCAACGAGGAUAAAACAGAGGUAAUUAUUUUUGGACCAAGCGGUAAUUUCAAUGCCCCAGAUUUGGACUUAUGCAACCUAAAAUGUGCUGUUAAAACGCAUGUAAAAAACCUGGGGGUUUUCUUGGAUAGCAAACUUACAUUUGAGAAACAAAUUAAUUCAGUUGUCCAGCGGUCCUUUUUUAAAUUAAGGCUCCUAUCCAAAGUGAGAUCUUUUCUAUCCUAUAGAAACUUGGAAUGAGCAAUUCAUGCGUUUGUUUUAUCUCAACGGGGUUACUCCAAUUCACUUUAUGUGGGUGUCAGUCAGUCCAGCUUGGCCCGGCUCCAACUUGUACAGAAUGCUGCAGCUCGCCUUUUGACUCGUGUGACGAAACACCAACAUAUUACUCCGGUGCUUGCUUCCCUUCAUUGGCUUCCAGUGCGUUUUAGAAUUAAAUUAAAAAUCUUACUUUUAACUUAUAAAGUGCUAAAUGGCCAGGCACCGGAUUAUUUGUCUGACCUUGUGCAGCUGUAUACGCCCUCUAGAGCCCUUCGAUCAAGUGAUCACCUACUCCUUACUUUACAUAAGUCUAGAAUGGUAGAGGAUAUCGCGCAUUUGCGGUUGUGGCACCGAAAAUGUGGAACAAUCUACCUCUCCACAUUAGAAAGGCCCCAACUGUUAUUCUUUUUAAAUCGCAUCUUAAAACAUAUUUUUUUACUCUGGCUUUCAAAACUGUAGGGGAGUUACCAAUUCUUUUAUCCUAAUCUGUUUUUAAUUUUUAUCUGUUGUUGUUAUUAAUGCCACUGUUUAAUUGUUAUGUUGUACAGCACUGUUGUUAUUAAA
Molecule: messenger RNA, 2637 nt
Organism: Maylandia zebra (zebra mbuna)
Lineage: Eukaryota; Metazoa; Chordata; Actinopteri; Cichliformes; Cichlidae
Product: chymotrypsin-like protease CTRL-1
Biological process (GO): proteolysis
Molecular function (GO): serine-type endopeptidase activity
Source: RefSeq, a predicted model, not a curated record